AUGGAUUAUUUCGUAAUAGACACUUCUACACCUGAAAGUUUGGAACGAGAUUUUUACGCUUGGUUAAAUAAUAGCACUGGUUCAUAUUAUGAUGAAACAGAGUCUCAACUUCCGUUGUCGCUUCCUCCACUUCAGGAUUUGAAAAAUACAGAAAAUAUUUAUGAGAAGCAAGAUUUUUAUAUGAAUAUGUAUAAUUUUAUGGACAGCUCUGUUGGUAGCUCUCCCUCGUCCCUGUCCUCAUCGUCUUUAGAUCCAACCGAGUCCCGACAGAAUGAGAAAGAUGUCGCUAGAAGUUCAGGAAGAAAUCAACUAGGAAGGACUUAUAGUCCAGGCCUUCCGCUUUCUAUGUUCGAAAGAGAAGAAAUCGUUCGCUUGUUUCAGAGUGGUUGGAAAAUUUGUGAUAUCUCCAAAAGGCUAUGUGUGACGCAUAGCUGCGUCAGUAAAAUUUUAAACAGAUAUCGCCAAACUGGCUCUGUACGUCCAAAAGAUGCUAAGGAAGGCCGGGCAGAAUCCCCCCUUGUUAUUGCAGUUCGAGAUUAUAGGAUGAGAUUAGGAAUGACCAGACAGAGUGAAAUUCGUGAACAAUUGAUUAGAGACGGCAUAUGCACUCGAGAAACAGCGCCAAGUCGUUCGUCAAUUAAUCACAUUCUCCGCACAAAGUUGGACAUUAAACGCCGGAAGAGAGAUUAA
This is a messenger RNA of Auanema sp. JU1783, 690 nucleotides long. The record is from the annotation of a GenBank genome assembly. Lineage: Eukaryota; Metazoa; Nematoda; Chromadorea; Rhabditida; Rhabditidae.